Caenorhabditis auriculariae is the source of this 6469-nucleotide messenger RNA. The record is from the annotation of a GenBank genome assembly. Lineage: Eukaryota; Metazoa; Nematoda; Chromadorea; Rhabditida; Rhabditidae.
AUGUUUGAAAUUGUGAAAAACAAGCUAAAGGAGAAAAGUGAGAACUUGCAGGAGCAUCAAAAAGAGCGAAGCAACAGUGACGGAGAAGAAAAUUUUGAGGAAGGUGAGUUCGGAAGAACAAGCAGGAGUUAUAAAAGACAAGAAAAAGGCGUCAGACAAGGAGGAAGUAUUCAGAGCUCGACUAUAUCGAGGAGGAUGACAUCGAAGAACAGGAGGAGCUCACGGAGAGAGGAGAGGACGGAAUCAAAGGAGCGGUCGAGAUCAACGUCGACUGCAGGAAUGGUUGGGCGGAGAUGCCGAUCGAACAAGAGGAAUACCGGUACGUUUGAGAAUACUUUUAACCGGAAUAUGAAUAGAGAGUCCUCGGAGGUUCCAAGGGCAAGUCCUAACUCAAACAGGGGGUUAAGUGAGGUAGUGCAGCUAUUGGUGGAUCACCAAACCUUGUCGGAUAGAAGGUGGAUGGAACAGGAGCGUAGAAACCUGAUAAAAGAACCAGCGCCAUAUGACAAAAAGAGUUAGAAGCGACAGGAAGAACUUUUGAGGAAUUCGUUAGAGAAUUCAAAGCUAAGUACGGAGGUCCGAAUGAAUGUUUGAGCGAAAAAGACAAAAUUACGAUUUUAUAUCAAAAACUGAGAGGAGAGCUGAGAAGAACACUGGAGAGCUUGCCUGAGUACAUAAAAGAUGAGGGGCUUGAGGAAGUUUUACAAGAGUUGCAGUGGCAUGUAGGAGAAAACAAAACGUCCUCAACUGUUGACAAAAUGGAAGCGAUUUUCAACUUGAGACAGCGGAACUUCUCAUCGGUGGAAGAGACCUGCCAAGCAGUAGAAAAGUUAAUAAGGCAGGACCAAGGAGAUAGAAAAAGAUGCGACGAGGAGCGAGCAGGAGCUUUGUGCAUGGUGAUGGGAGACAAAUGGCCAACGACGGAAGUCACCAUGAUAAGAAGCGCCAUGGACGGAGCUAGGCCAGGAGAAGCCUACAAUGAGGCUAGGAGAUGUGCGAUCCAUCUGGAAAAGACAAAGGAAGCGCAAAGGAGAAGCACAGCGACAUGGAGCGCAACAGGAAACAGACGUCAAGAAGAACGAGCGACGAGGAGUUUCAGCGAGCGCGAACGACUACGGAAUGAAGGAGCGUGCUACAGGUGUGGACAACAAGGACAUGUCAUCGCGAGAUGCCCAAGAAGAAGCGGGUACAACACAGAAGAUAGAAGCAGAAGAGGCGACGACCGCCAGACAAGGGAUGACAGAAGGAACAACUACCGAUCGGAAGGGGGAGCUUUCAACAGAACGUUUGGAGGGUUCUCAGGAAACCAGAGGAAUGAGCAGAGGAGAUACAACAACUUCAGCAACGGACAGAGAUUCAGGGACAGCAGCCGAGCACCACCCAGAGGGGGAAGGAACCCCAUGGGAGAGCCAGGAGUGACUCGCGGAGUAAGACUAGCGCAGGUAGUCGACACAACCGGCCCGGUGGCGCGCCGAACCACUGCCUCGCCGACAGAAGAAGUCCGGUUAGACAGACACAGGACUUCAGCAAUCAUCGACUCAGGUGCACAAGUGUCAAUGAUGCCAGAAAGUUUUUUUCCGAGCGAGGAGAGGUUCCCGGACGGGAGAUGAAGACGCGCAGUGAGCCUAAGAUAGGAUUAGUAGGAGUGAACAAUUCUAAAUUAAAAGUCAUAGGAGAAGUAUUAGCCAAGGUGUUCUUUUACAGGUUUAAUGUUGAAAUAGGAGUCCCAAUGUUUGUAGUAGAAGGAAAUGAGGAGCUUAUUUUAGGAAUGAAUGUCAUAGAAGCCAUGAAAGAACAUCAUGGAGUGAAUCUAAUUAGUAUAGAAAAAGGAAAAAACAAAGUGAAAUUGUUAGAAAAGGUGAUCUUGAAACCAGGAGAAGAAAAAUUGGUCAAAAUCAAGGGGGCGCCGGUAGGCACGGGUGCUCUAUGGGGAUCUGACUCAGGAGUCCUGGACCAAAUAGUGACAACUAAAGAAGGAGAAGUAUCGGAAAUUACUUUGAGUAAUACGAGUAAAGAUAUAAGAAUUUGGAAACCUAAUCAAGAACUAGGAGAAAUUGAACCAGUAAGAAUUACUAGUAUUCAAGGCGAAGAAAACUUGAUGGAGUUCGAACAGAUGUGGAGCGGAGAGCAAGUAGGAGAAAUCUUAACUCACUUGGAAGAGGUCAGAGGUGCAGCUUUGCCAAGGGACGUGGAAGGACUGGUGAAGGCGUUCGCAGAUGUCUUUGCGAAGGACGAACUGGACCUGAAACAAACAAGAAUGUUUAAUCAUGAAAUCGAAAUGAUAGACCCAACGCCUAUAAGACAAAAAACUAGACACGUACCACUGGGGUUACGCAAGGAGUUUAGGAAAACUAUUGAUAAUAUGUUAGAAAAAGGAGUAAUUGAGUCAAGUAAGUCACCAUGGGCCUCGCCAGUAGUCUUAGUAAGGAAAAAAGAUGGCACCAUCAGAAUAUGCAUAGAUUUUAGGGAGGUGAAUAAAAAAAUAAAGCAAGAUUCCUAUCCGUUACCUAGGAUGGAAGGAAUUCUGCAGGAGUUAGGCGGUAGAAAAUUUUUCUCAACCCUAGAUAUGCUAUCAGGAUAUUGGCAGAUACCACUGACUGAAGGAGCGAAGGAGAAAACAGCAUUUACGUCAUCAGAAGGUUUAUUUCAAUUUAACGUACUACCUUUUGGGUUAGCAACUUCUCCGCCAACGUUUCAGCGAACUAUGGAAAUUGUAUUGGAGGAAGUAUUACGAGAAGGAGAUGUUCAUGUGUACAUUGACGAUAUAAUAAUAGCCUCUAAAAGUAGAAAGGAGCACUUAGUGACGUUGGAAAAAGUUCUAGAAGCACUAAGGAGAUCAGGCUUAUCACUCAAAGCGGAUAAAUGUAAAUUGUUGAUGGAGAGAGUAGCAUUCUUAGGACACGUGGUAGACGCGGAAGGAGUGUCGACCGAUCCGGAGAAGAUAAGAGCCAUCAAAGAGUUUCCUAAGCCAUCAAAAAGAGACGAAAUGAGAUCUUUUCUAGGCUUAUGUGCAUAUUAUAGAAAAUUCAUAUUUAAGUUUGGAUCUAUCUGUAAAUGCCUUUACGAAAUGACAAGUGAAAAGUCGGAGUUCGAAUGGACGACAGAAAGAAUAGAAGCUUUUGAAAAAAUAAAAGGAGAGUUAGCUAAGGCGCCGGUCCUAGCGCAACCAGAUCUGAGAGGAGCAGAAUCAGGAGAGAAGCCUUUUAUUAUAUUCACGGACGCUAGCAGAAAAGGGCUAGGAGGAGUAUUAUGUCAAGAAGGAGAAGAUAAAAUCUUGCAUCCAAUUUCUUUUACAUCUAGGAGCCUUUCAGCGGCGGAAUCAAAAUAUGCGAUUACGGAAUUAGAAGCGCUUGCAGUGGUCCACGCCAUAAAAAAAUUCCACCAUUUUAUUUUCGGUUUAGGAGCAACAGUACGAACGGACCAUCAACCUUUGUUAACAUUCUUUAAAAAAGGAGAACUAAGCCCAAAGAUAAUGCGCUGGGCAUUAGAAAUUCAACGCUACCAGAUAAAAAUGGAAUACUUGAAAGGAAAGGCAAAUGUUGUAGCAGACGCUUUAUCGAGAGGUGUAGUUUCGCAAAAAGAGAUAAAAACUGAAAUAGGAGAACUAGAAGUAGUAGUAGGAGCCGUAACAUUGGAGCGAGAAGAUUCAGGAGAAAAUUGGAUAGAGGAGCUAGAAAAGGAACCAGAAUGGAAAGAGGUACUAGAAGCUAUCAGAGGUAAAAACCAGUCAUUUUCUAUUAAGCUUCCAGGCGUUGAAAAAGACCUAAUGAUCCAAAAUUUUGAAAUAAUAAAUAAAAAACUAUGGAUUUGCAAUGGCAAGGAAGUAGGAAUCCUAGUAGUGCCAGAAAGAUUCAGGAGAAACACCUUUAGAAGGUACCAUUCAGGAGUUUUUGGACUACAUGUAGGGUCCGGAAAAAUUCUAACGUUGAUGAAGAAAGAUGUUUAUUGGAUAACUAUGGCUAAAGACGUAAAAUCGUGGACAAAAGAGUGUCAAGGAUGUUUUCUGGCGAAUCCACAUCUACGCUUGACGCCGCCACUAAAGCCAAUCAUCACGAGUUAUCCGCUUCAAUUAGUAGGAGUAGACAUCGCGGAAGUAGGUUUGAGCCGCGAUGGAAAUCGCUACAUAUUAGUUAUGAUAGACGCUUUCACUAAAUGGACGGCAGCUUAUCCUAUCAAAGACAAAUCGGCAAAAACUGUCGCUAAAUUAAUCAUAGAGAGAUGGAUAGGAGAAGCAGGAUUAUUCCCUAAAGUUUUACACUCAGAUAGAGGGAGAGAAUUUGAAAAUUCAUUGCUAGAGGAGCUAGGUAAACAACUGGGAGUAAAGUUUUCGUCAACUAAAGGCUAUAAUCCGCGAGAAAACGGAAUAACGGAGCGAGUUAUAGGAACUAUUUUGAGAGCGCUAAAGAAAAGGCAAGGAGAUCCGGAAGCUUGGGAUGUCGCGUUACCUCUAGUAGUUCAAGCGUACAACGCGACACCUCAUGAAGCCACAGGAGAAUCACCUUUCUUCUUAAUGCAUGGUUUCGAUAAAGGGUUACCGUUAGAACUAACUCAAGAACGGCCAGGAGUUUGGUUAGCGGAAAAUUUGGAGGACUACCGCACUCAAGUGACGUUAGGGCUUCGAUUAGCUAGAGAAUUAGCGAAUGAAAGACUAGAAAAGGAGAGAUUAAAAAUGAAAAAAUAUUACGACGCUAAAAAUAGAGUGGAAAAUAAGGAGUAUCCAAAACUAGGAGACAGAGUAUUCGUCAAACUACCCGCAGAAAGGAGAACGUCUAAACUUAGAAAGCUUUUGCCGGAUAUGGCAGGGCCAUACAGAGUUAUCGAGGCCUCGCAAAAUUCGGUAUUAGUAUCAAAAAUAGGGAAAAAUGAGGAGCCACUAAGGUUACCUAUGGACGGAGUAAUCAAAGUUCCACUAGAGUUAGGAGAUGAACAAAUAUCUACAAAAAAACUAGGAGAGAACCUCCGAGAAAAAAAGAAACUAAAAAAAUAUAUAAAAUAUAAUAAUAGUAAAAUAAACCUUUUUUUCAGAGAAGUUGAUCUUUUGGACUUCGUCAAGACGUCCUACGGUUGUGAGAGAGGAGCAGUGUCCAUCGAUAUGGACCGGGAGCCCCUUUGGUCGUUCUGCCAAGGAGGCCACACGCUGGCCGAUUACGUGGCAAAUGCUGGAGACGAAGGGAUCCGACCUGUAAACAAUCCAAGGCAAUUAGCAAACUGCAUGACGAUAUUGGCUAACAAAGCGAUAGACGUGCGAGAAAGAUGGAGAUCCAUGGAACAUAUGAACGACGAAAUCACGACGAUACCAAUAUUGUGUGAAUCGUUUGCGCGAUUUGCCUACGGAUGUGAGCGGUGGAAAACGGUACUCAAGAACCUGGAGAUGUGUGAGAAUAAAUUAAAAGGGAGACAGCUCUGGAUGGUGCUAAAAGAAGCGAAGCGAAUGGGAGAACCGGCAGCAAGAUGGAGAAUCCCACCAAAAGAACCUAAGCGAGGAACCAUUUUAUAUCCAGUGCGAUAUGGAAGUCCGAAACUAUUUCAUCAUACGUGGUACGAACUGCGAAACAUAAGUUCUCUGGAGGAGAUUGUGAGAAAAGUGGAGGCGAUGAGAAGGGAUCCUGUCAAGCCGGACUUGAUAGUCCUUCUGAUAGACGACUCGAUGACGGAUUUGAUCGCAUACGGGAACAAACUAUUGGAGAAGGCAGCAGAAUGGAGGCAAGAAGGAGUAACUUUGGUACUCGCAGCAGGCUUUCCAGUCGAGGGGCGAUACCGAAACGUGUUUCGCUUCGGACAAGAACUCCAAAGAGAGUGGACACGAGAAACAGCUUGGUUCCCGGACAAUGAGGAGGCGCAAGCAGUGCGGCAAUUUGGAUGCGGACUAGCAGGAGGAGUGCGAACACAACUACAAGGAGGGAGAGUGGAAGUCAGACAAGUCACACUACUGUUCGAGAUGCUGGACAGAAACCUGAACGAAAAAGAGUUGCCGAGAUGCGAUCUAAAAGCACGCCAAGGAGAAAGGUUGGUUAAUAUAAAUAAACGGCUGGGACAGCCUGUUAGCGGAGAGGGGCAUGUAGUGAAGAGACGGAGUAAUUAAAUUAAAAAAACUAGGAGAAGGAGAAAAAUUAUAAAAUAAAAAAAGAUAAUAAUUUAACUUAAUUCAAAUAAGAGUCAAAAUAGGCGCGGAGUGAAAGUAUGAAUUGAAUAAGAAUUUUAAAAAAAGUUUUGAAGCAAAGGAGUGAUUAAUACUAGUAAAAGAAAUAAGUUAAAAAAAAAAAAAGGAGAAAGGAGAUCAAAAGAACAAAAUUUAGGAGUUACUGGUCAAAUCGAGCGGCAAGUGUACAGGGACACUGCUGAGGGCGGGAGAAAACACGCCAUGACGCACUACGCAACUCGCUGGCGGAUUCUUGGUGGCCUAAAUUGGCUCGCGGCGGCGGGCUCAAUCGUUUUCUUCUGGCUAUCCCAAAAAUCGGGGAUGAUUUAG